Molecule: messenger RNA, 609 nt
Organism: Linum tenue
Lineage: Eukaryota; Viridiplantae; Streptophyta; Magnoliopsida; Malpighiales; Linaceae
Source: the annotation of a GenBank genome assembly
GGGGGUCGAGGUUCUGGUGAGUUGGAGCAGUAUUUGAGAGAUAUUGGUGAUGCUAUUAAUGAGGAGAUUGAUGAUCGGAAGUUUGACAUUCUGAAGUGGUGGGCUCGGAACAGUGUUAGAUAUCCCAUUCUUUCAGAGAUGGUUAGGGAUAUAUUAGCAGUUCCAGUCUCCUCUGUUGCAUCGGAGUCCGCUUUCAGUUGUGGAGGUCGAGUUCUUAGUCCUUUCAGGUCCUCUUUAAGCCUAAACAUUGUGAAGGCAUUGAUAUGUGCUGAAGAUUGGAUAAGAUAUGAAAGUGGAAAGACUGCAGAUGAACUGAAUGAUAAGGAAGAAGAUCAAGAGACAAUCGAUUAUGAAAAUGUUACUAAUACUUUCCAAUCUCGAGUGGAAACUGCAAGUGACAUCCCAAGUGGAGCACAUAGCUUACCUGUUAGGGUUGAUGAGGAGGAGGAAGAGGAGGAUAGUGAUGAUGAUGAAGCCACCGAGUCCGACGAAGACAUGAACCAAGAUGACGAUGAUGAUCCCGAUGAUACUCUUCUCAUGACUUUGAAGAAGAAAGGUUGCGCAAAUGUUGGUGGUGCUACAAGUUCUACCGGAGGAGGAGCAUGAGCU